AUGGCCCAUGUCGUAGAAUUGCCUGGAGAGGCAAAUCCUCUGACAUCCCACAAUGUUCUCAGCGCUUUGGUGCUUGCGGCAAGCUCAUCACAACACCAGGUACAGACUGGUACACAGCAGCUUCAGAACUGGGAAACGCAGCCGGGAUACUAUUCUUCGCUUCAGGAUAUUUUCCUUGACUACUCGGUCCCCGGCGAGGUUCGGUAUCUGGCGAUCAUCCAGCUUAAGAACGGUAUAGACAAGUAUUGGAGGAAAACCGCUACAAAUGCCAUCAAGAAAGAAGAAAAGGAACGGAUCAAAAUCCGAGCUCUAGAGGCCGGGAUUGUCGAACCGGCUCCUCUUCUUGCGCUUCACAAUUCAUUAAUGAUUGCAAAGAUUAUGCGUUACGAAUUCCCGCAAGACUGGCCUGAUUCUAUCCCGUCCAUCAUUGCCUUCCUUCGUUCCUCUACACAACCUGGAGCCAAUCCGCUCCAAUUGCCACGAACGCUCCUAAUUCUCUUGCAAAUCAUCAAAGAAUUAUCAACCGCGCGGCUUCAAAGAACCAGGGCCAACCUCCAGUCCGUUUCCCCGGAGAUUUUCCGCCUUCUGGGAGGCAUAUACGUGGAGAAAGUGAACAGCUGGGGAUUGCUCCUCGAACAAGGUCAUGCUGAUGAAACAACAUUACUCGAGCCCAUCGAACAAAGUCUUGUUGCUUUGAAGGUUCUGCGCCGCUUAAUCAUUGCGGGCUUCGAGCACCCAAAUCGGGACAAGGAUGUCCAAGGAUUCUGGGGCUUGACUCACUCUCAUUUUAGCAAGUUUCUUUCCUUCGUAGAGAAUUCGGGGGGCCUUCCUCCCCAUGUGCAGAGGCUCAUCCAAAAACACUUGCUCCAGCUAUCUAAACUCCAUGUGGAGAUGUCCAAAACUCACCCAGCCUCGUUUGCUCUGCUGCCGGAUAGUGUUCCUCUUGUGAGAUCCUACUGGACCUUGGUUAUGAAGCUGGGAGAAACAUAUGAGAAGCUAGGGUCUGAUGGCGAUUCUGAAGAAAAGACUUUAACGGAGAGGAUCGGUCUGAAAGCCCUUUUGCUGAUCAGGGCUUGCGCCAAGAUGGUGUUCAACCCUGCGCAGACAUUCAAAUACCAGACGCCGCAAGACAAGGAGGAGAAGAAGGAAUCAGUUGCGCUCAUCAAAACACAACUAUUUACGCCUGACUUUGUGGUCAAUGUCAUGGAACUGCUCGUUACACAGUUCUUCAAGUUCAGGAAGAGUGACUUUCAAGAGUGGGAGGAGGACCCUGAAGAUUGGGAGAGAAAAGAAGAGGAGAGCGCCGAAGCUUGGGAGUUCUCGAUUCGCGCAUGUUCCGAAAAGCUUUUCCUGGACCUCGUCAUUCAUUUCAAAGAGCUAUUGAUACCCCGGUUACUAAAUGUUUUUUACACUUUUGCAAACCCCGAGAAUCGCGACGUUCUAUUGAAGGACUCGCUGUAUGCUGCUGUUGGCCUCGCUGCCGCGUCCCUGGAGCAGCACUUGGACUUUAAUACCUUCCUCGAGAGAACCCUUGUGCCGGAAGUCCAGAUCCAAGAACCUGGAUAUAACCUCCUUAGAAGAAGGAUUGCGAUUCUGCUUGGCCAAUGGGUGCCCGUGAAGCCAGGCGAGCUAAACAGAGACGCCAUAUACACGAUUUUCCGGUAUCUGUUCAACAAGCAGGAUCCUCUCAACGAUCCUGUGGUUCGUAUUACUGCAGGAAGACAGCUGAGAAAUGUGCUCGACCCAUACGAGUUUUCUCCUGCAGCGUUCAUGCCCUAUGCCCCCUCUAUCCUACAAGACCUCAUGGCACUCGUGCAGGAAGUUGACCUGUCCGAGACUAAAAUGGGCCUACUGGAGACUGUCCGCAUCGCCGUGGUCAAGAUGGAAGAUCAUAUCGCUCCAUUCUCCGACCAGGUGCUCUCUCUGCUGCCACCCCUAUGGGAGCACUCCGGCGAGGAGCACCUCAUGAAGCAAGCCAUUCUGACCUUGCUCUCCUCACUUAUCAACUCAUUGAAGCAAGACUCAGUGAAAUACCAUUCGCUCAUUCUUCCAUUGAUUCGCAGCUCCGUGGAGCCAGGUUCUGAAACCUUGGUAUAUCUGUUGGACGAGGCCUUGGAGCUUUGGUCAGCCAUAAUUACUCAGACACCGAGACCGGCACCCCCAGAUUUGCUUGCCCUUCUUCCAAGCCUGUUCCCCAUUUUCGAAGACGCGACAGACAGUGCCCCGCAGGCCCUCCAAAUCGCCGAAUCGUACAUUCUCUUGGCCCCGGAAGAGGUUCUCAGCGACAAGAUCCGUUUCCAUCUGCUAGUCUCGUUUGAGAGCCUGCUCAAGUCCACCACACGCCAACGUCUUGGCACGGUGCCUCGUCUCGUGGAGAUGGUCAUCCGGUGUGUCGAAGCCGUCGAUGGAGGCAAUGAGAACACCUACAACAUCCUUGCCCGGUCUCUCUUGGACAGCUCCUUCCUCGCGUCGCUCCUUGAGGGGCUCCAUUCGGCCCACGAAGCAAGCCAGACGACGGGACCGAACAGGAAAUCCUCCCCGGUCCACGGAGUCGUGGAAACAGAUUACCUAUCCAUCCUCGCCCGACUAGCCCUUGCCAACCCGCAGAUCUUCGCCUCGGCUGUCUCCGCCGCAACGGCCACCCCGGAGGAGCAGGCUCUGACCUGGCUCGUAGCAGAGUGGUUCUCUCACUACGAUAACAUCGGCAGCGUGAGCCAGAAAAAGCUCCAUGCCCUCGGCCUCACCCACCUACUAGCCCUCAACACCACAUCUUCACAAUCACAAUCAGCAUUAGCAGCGUCAUCAUCGCUUCCAUCACCCCCUCCUUACAUCCUUAACCAUCUCCAAUCAUACCUAAACAUGUGGACAGAUAUCGUCACCGAGCUUGCCGAGGGCGCCGGCGACGACCCCAACGAUCCCCGCAGCGGCGACUACCUUAUCUUCUGGAAGGGCGGGGACCCAGCCACCACCACCGCCACCACCACCACAUCCUCAGCGACCGAGGUCUACGAUGACAACGAGCCGCCAGAGACCACGCGCCGCCGAGAAUGGGACGCCGCAGACGUCAUCCACAAGAUCAACAUCCGCGACUUCAUCAAGCAGCACCUGCAUGCCCUUGUUCUUGCUUGUGGCGGUGAGCACCGCUUCCAGGAGGACUGGCUCGGCAACGUGGACCGUGAUGUCGUGGCUUCCUUCGUCGGCUUGGGGCUGUUCUAA
Penicilliopsis zonata CBS 506.65 is the source of this 3216-nucleotide messenger RNA. RefSeq lists its product as hypothetical. The transcript has 7 exons. NCBI's taxonomy places the organism in Eukaryota, Fungi, Ascomycota, Eurotiomycetes, Eurotiales, Aspergillaceae. Gene Ontology annotation, cellular component: cytosol; nuclear envelope. Gene Ontology annotation, biological process: protein import into nucleus. Gene Ontology annotation, molecular function: small GTPase binding. The record is from RefSeq and is a predicted model, not a curated record. Bases 1 to 3216 code for a protein of 1071 amino acids.